This is a messenger RNA of Symbiodinium pilosum, 1038 nucleotides long. NCBI's taxonomy places the organism in Eukaryota, Dinophyceae, Suessiales, Symbiodiniaceae. The record is from the annotation of a GenBank genome assembly.
AUGGCAGAGAUUCCAGCUUCAACAGAGCUUCAUCCGGCAGCUCAAGUACAAAAGUGGAAGCUGAAUUUGCGAGGAUGGCUAUGGAACCCACAGACUCAGCCUAGAGAAGCUGACAGGAUCUGUCAGGCGCUUCUGCAAAGUGGGCAUCUAGAAACCUUGCCCGAGUAUUCUGACAUACUCGCUGCGGUCGGGGCGCGACGAUGCUGGCAAGCAGGGCUUGAGAUUUGGACCCUCCUUGUCCAAGGUCCUCAGCAGAUUCGGCCAGACGUAAAGGCACUUAAUACUGCCUUGAGAGUCCUGGGCAAUGCAGCGCAGUGGGAGCUGGCCUUGAGCAUGCUGGCUUCGGCAAGCUCCUGCAGGCUGCAGCUGAACAUGGAAUCGAUUCAGCAUACGAUGUCUGGCUUGGGGGAGAGCCACCAGUGGCAGAGAGCUCUCACUCUCCUCGCAGAGUCCCAUCAGCAGCAGUCUGCACCCAGCGUGGCCUGCUGUAGUGAAGCCAUCAAAGCUUUGAGUGCCGCCGGAGAGCAUCGAUUCGCACUAUGGAUGUUGUAUGAUUCUGAAAGCAUUCAGCUGCGCCCUGACGAAAGAACGUAUGCUGCGGCAAUUCUGUCUUGUGGUGGUUUGGGCGAGUGGCAGCGGGCCCUCGCCUAUUUGGACUACAUACCCCAGAUCGGGCUGACCCCCACUGCAUUCUGUGUAGUAAAUGCCAUGCAGGCAUGUGCUGCUUGCGGGCAGUGGGACAGAGUCCUGGACUUGUUCGAUGGCAUGCAGGAGUCCAAACUUUCAAGGCCGGUGAAAGCCUUCAGCACUUCACUCGAGGCAUGUCAAGCGACGGGCGACUGGGAGAAAGCGCUCGCGAUCUUUGACGAGUUCAUAAGCAAGGGUGGCGUUCUAGAAGAGGAUCUGGUGGAACCGCUGGUUACAGCGUGCCUAGCUGCCCAAAAGCAAGAGCAAGUGCGGCAAUUCCUGAUAGAGUGGGACAAACUUGGGUUCCUUCCCAGCUACGCCUUGAGCCGAUACGUGGCGGACCAUUCCUGA